Molecule: messenger RNA, 3625 nt
Organism: Branchiostoma floridae (Florida lancelet)
Lineage: Eukaryota; Metazoa; Chordata; Leptocardii; Amphioxiformes; Branchiostomatidae
Product: microfibril-associated glycoprotein 4-like
Exons: 5
Coding region: 711-1913 (400 amino acids)
Source: RefSeq, a predicted model, not a curated record
GAAAAAUGUUUGCGGUGGUUUUAAAUUCGCGGUGAAGUGGUCAGCGCGAAAACCGCGAACGUUAAACCACCGCGAACAUUUCUGCAUCUACAGUAUUUCCUCACCGUUGGUGAGUAGUAGAAGUAAGGAGUACAAGCUGCAUAUCCGGGCAGAUUUAUUCACCCAAAUCGGGACGGACCCCAAGUCUUUUCGAUAAAUGUGGUGGAUUCUUUUAUGUGCUCUAGGUGUGGCUCUCCCAAACAUGGGACCUCCAUUUAACGCCCUAUCCAUGGGACGGCCAAGCCGAAGUUAGGUACUCAUCUACACCUGAGUGAAGUGAGCAAGGUAGCCCCAAGGGUACAAGGUCAAAAAGGUCAACGAAGUCGUAAGCAUUUUUCUUUUUUCGUUCGUGCAAAACGUCGUUGGAAAUGUCAUCAUGGCAUAAAGAUUAUGAAGGCCGUUUGAAACAGAAACGGAGAGCUAGAAAACGGUAUUCAUUUUUGCCUGACAAUACUUGAUUUUAUAUAUGACGGGGAUUUCAUACUUAUGACAUUAGAAAGUCAAGGUGAACUCAAAGUCCGGUUUUUCUGGACCGGUCCAAUAAGAAAAACACGGUUUUGUACCCGUACGUAAACCGUACCGGUACCCACCCCUAGUGUAGAGUCAUUUUCCGACGUGUUCUCAUUUUCUCUCGUAUCCCUAAUCGGAGGCCUAAAACUGCGUGACACCAAAUGAACUUGGCUCCUUGCCAUGUUUCCGGCACCCAAAUCCCGCAGACACGCUUCUACAUUAGUUCCUCAGCUGGCAGUCGUUCAACAAACGUCCAUACUAGCGUUGUCUGUUGUUCGUUCAGUCAGCUCAUCGGGUUCAAGAUGGCGAAUGUCUUGCUGCUCGCUGCCUUCCUUCUGUCCUUUAGUUCCCCCACCAAAGCUCAGGACACCAGUAUAGUAAUUUCAACCGCCAACACCGAGGCACUCGAGAGGCAGCUCGCAGAGAACAAGGAGGAAACGGGCCGCCUGAAAAAUGAAGUGGAUCGCCUGUCGUCGCUGGUGGAAACUCUGCUGUCCAGGGUGGACAGUUUGUCUGCUGAACUGUCGGGGGAGAGAGUCAGGAGUGCACAGCUGGAACAGAACCUUACACGGCGGGUACAAGAACUAGAAGUGCGUCUCCAAACCCGGUGUUGCAGUGAGAUGGUACCUUCCCCUCAAGGUGCGGAAACUACAGCAAACCCGAGAGUCACAUCAACCGCUGUAGCGGGGUCAUCUAGAGAUGCACAAGAGCUCAAAUCAGACUGUGCUGCAUAUAAAGCCUCCGGACAGACGACCAGCGGAGUCUACCCACUCGACUCCCUCCCGUCCGGUGUGCAGGCCUACUGUGACAUGGAUACUGCAGGAGGCGGAUGGACCGUGGUCCAGCGGCGGCAGGAUGGGUCGGUUCCCUUCAACCGGACCUGGGAGGAGUACAAACUGGGCUUUGGAGACCCGGGCGGGGAGUACUGGCUGGGGAACGAGAACAUCCACCUCCUGACCAAUCAGAAAGAGUACUUGCUGCGAGUUGAACUGCAGGACUGGGAAGGGAAUCAGACAUUCGCAGAAUACAGCACAUUUAGGGUGUCCGGAGAGUCGGACGGGUACCGGCUGCACAUUUCCGGGUAUUCAGGCACCGCGGGAGACUCCAUGACUGGCCGGCCCUCAAACAACGGGCAGAGGUUCUCCACUGUGGACAGGGACAAUGAUGCCAGCAGCGGCAGUUGUUCCCAGCGGUACGGACAGGGCGGCUGGUGGUUUAACAAAUGCGGCUACUCCUACCUCAACGGCCGUUACUUGGGCAACUGUGAGAACUCCUGUCCAGCAGUGCAAGGUGUGCUGUGGCACCACUGGAGAGGCGGGAGCUACUCUCUGAAGUCUGUGUCUAUGAAAAUCAGGGCAUCAUAAUUCCAUCUUGUGAUCUAAAUCUGAUCACAUCCAGUUGUGCACAAAAUACUCAAUCUUUUUACGUUGUCUCCAUAGUCGUUUUAGUUCCUUUGCGUAGUGUCAUCGUCUGCAUAGUAGUAAUAUUGACAGGUAACCCUCUUUAUUGUACGUGGACUUUGUAACAAACUUAUACCAGGAUCAGAGCACGUGACCGUAUCGGUGAGGUUGAUAUUCAUAAUUACGAUCAGGUCAUCAUAAUUAACUCCAUGAGUUACUGUUUUUGGUCUGAAUGAUGUUUCAGACAUAUAGUAAGGUUCAACCAGGGAGUACUUACUUCCAACGUUUCGGUGUCUGUCAGACACCAUCAUCAGGGUGGAAUGACGGGAACUACUUCUUGCUGCUACUUAUAGCCGAUGUAGGUGGCGCUGCAGCAGCAAGAAUGCCGUCCCAAACUUGUAUCCCGCCUCUGACUGGCGCUGAUUUUCUGAUCCAGACUGACUCCUUAAUCCACCGUGUCCUUCUGUUUUCCUUACUAUAUGAAUAAUUGCCAACCUGAUGAAGUUAUUUACGGAUUAGUAUAUCUCGAGUUCCGCUGGAUGAAGUCUUUUGUAGAAUGGAUUAGUCCCCUGAAAUCAUUAAGCAAUAAAAUUAUUACAUAUUCAAUAUACAAUAUUGUUAAUUACACUAACAAAACGCCAUUCUUGUUUGUACUGCCGAAACGAAAAUUAAGAGGUUAUGACGAAAUUUGAAUUCAGUGGUAGUUAUGAUAAGGUUCUAUCUGGUCAACAAAUAGCAUCGAAACUUCUUGAAAAAAACUUCUUGGUGUGAUUUAAGGUAAGAAUAAAAACAAAAUAAAACAAGAGUUCGGAGAGCAAACAUGUCCAUAAAAGAUUAUGCAAAUGCCUUUACAUCUGCAUAAUCUGCUUACUUAUGAAUAUGCUUGGUUAUGUAGACCUUUAACUAACUUACAUAGGUCACAAUGUUGACAAUCCAAUCAUUUGCCACUUGGAGGAAUUGUGGUAGUUUUGCAUUAAUUAUGCAAAUUAUGGACUUAUAUUUGCAUAAUAGGUAUCUGCUAAUCUUUCACCUGCCGAAAACUGUACAGGUCAUAUGUAUUUGUGUCCUACAAUUUGAAACACUGUUAAUAUAGCUUUUCCUCAUUAGAUAUGCAAAUAAAGUUUUAAUUUACAUACGUUUCACUUCAUUACGUACAUCUUCUGCCAAAGAUACCUGGUUACUAAAUAUCAUGGAAAUCUGUCGUUCCUAUGUUCCGUUAUUCUCUGAAAGAUUUAAAAAACGCACCUGCAGUUCCAGAGCAAGCUGAUAGGUGGGCCAAACACAACCACGUCUUCCUUACAUCAAAAUCUAUCUGCCACCUAAAAAUCAAGGUCUAGGUGAAAGGUACCCCAAAAUGGAAUUUCUGCUGCAGUACCAAGGUUACAUAAUAGGAGGGCCAAAACCGACCUUGACCUUAAUGUUCCAAACACCUUCCCACAUACCAAAUAUUGCAAUCCAUCAGGAGAUUAUUGAGUUGAGCUUACCUCAGAAACACAGACACACACACAGACGCUCACAGAGAUACCUGGAUAGAUGACACAGAGUUACCAAACUGUGCAUCAUGCUCUGGAACUCAUUGCCAUCUAACAUUAAGUCACUGUGUACACUGUCCAGUUUUAAAGAAGCCAUCUCAAACAUUGUCAACUAGAACUCUGACCUCUAGACACUGUGCUCUA